AUGAUGGCGUCUCGAUCGAUGGCUCCUCAACAAACCAUGGGCGAUGUUAUCGUUGUGGAAGAUGACAAAAAUGCUGGGAAAGGAAGAAACCGGCGAGUUCUUCGUGAUAUAGGCAAUGUUGUUCGAGAAAAUUACCCAAAGAACGAUCCUGCAAAGAUCAAUCGUCCUCGUACACGCUCUCAACACGCCCCACUUGUGGAGCCUAUUAAAGCGGAUAAACCUGCCGUCAAGAGAAACGUUGUACCAAAGCAGAGGAAAAGAGCUGAGAAACCAAAGGUUGUGGAGAUCAUAGAGAUAAGCUCAGACAGUGAUGAAGAACAAGGUUUAGUCGCUGUCCAGGCGAAAAAUGCUAAUAAGAAGAAAGCAAUCUCUUACACAUCUGUUCUCACCGCUAGAAGCAAGGCUGCUUGUGGAUUGGAGAAGAAACCGAAAGAAGCCAUUGUUGAUAUCGACGCAGCUGAUGCUGAGAAUGAUCUUGCAGCUGUGGAAUAUGUUGAAGAUAUCUACAGUUUCUACAAGUCUGUUGAGAGUGAAUGGCGACCACAAGAUUACAUGAGAUCGCAGCCUGAGAUUAAUGAAAAGAUGAGACUGAUUCUGGUGGAAUGGUUGAUAGAUGUACAUGUCAGAUUCGAGCUGAAUCCAGAGACAUUUUACCUCACUGUUAACAUUUUGGAUCGGUUCUUGUCGGCUAAGCCAGUGCCUAGAAACGAAUUGCAGCUGGUUGGUGUCAGUGCUCUUCUCAUGUCAUCCAAAUACGAAGAAAUCUGGCCUCCACAGGUGGAGGAUCUAGUUGAUAUUGCAGACCAUGCAUACACUCACAAACAGAUUCUGGUGAUGGAGAAGACAAUACUGUCUACACUCGUGUGGUACUUGACAGUUCCGACUCAUUAUGUCUUCCUUGCUCGUUUCAUCAAAGCUUCCAUUGCAGAUGAACAGAUGGAGAAUAUGGUGCACUAUUUGGCGGAGUUGGGCGUAAUGCAUUACGACACGACGAUAAUGUUCAGUCCCUCUAUGGUUGCUGCCUCUGCAAUCUACGCAGCGAGGUCUGCUCUUCACCAAGUUCCUGUAUGGACUAACACUCUCAAGCAUCACACUGGCUAUUCUGAAACUCAGCUCAUGGACUGUGCAAAGCUUUUGGCGUAUCAGCAGUGGAAGCAGCAGCAAGAAGGGUGUGUGAACGCUAAGGGAGCUUUACGGAAGAAGUACUCCAAGGAUGAGAGAUUCGCUGUGGCUUUGAUCCCUCCGGCCAAAUCUUUGUUGACCGGAUCUGAGUCUGCUUAG
Messenger RNA from Microthlaspi erraticum, 1281 nucleotides. NCBI's taxonomy places the organism in Eukaryota, Viridiplantae, Streptophyta, Magnoliopsida, Brassicales, Brassicaceae. The record is from the annotation of a GenBank genome assembly.